AUGUCUGCUAAGGAAGAUCAAACCGCAGUUCACUCUGAGCCCGUCGAGCUCGACCACGGUCCUACUCUACUUGAUGUUGCUCCCAAGCUUGAGAAGCCUUGGUUCAUGUACCCAAGACUUCUUCAACUUAACUUUCUUCUUUUAGGAAGUUUAUUAGCUCAAGUUACAUGUGGUUAUGAUGGAUCCAGUUUAAACGGUCUUCAAUCGGUCUCUUCUUGGAAUAAGUUCUUUAAUAACCCAGCUGGUUCCAAGUUGGGAACUAUCGUUAAUGGUAUGACUAUUGGUAGUUUGAUCAUGACUCCUUUCGUUACUUAUAUUGUUGAUUACCUUGGACGUCGUUGGUCCAACAUCAUUGGUUGUUUCAUUAUUGUUAUUGGUGCUCUUAUUCAAGGUUUGGCUAAGAAUGUUGGUAUGUUCAUGGGUGGUAGAAUCCUUCUUGGUGUUGGUGGUAUUAUUUCUCUUACUGCUUGUCCUCCUCUUAUUACCGAGUGUGGUUUCCCCUCUCAAAGACCAGUUCUUACUGCUCUUCUCAUGCCCUCUUGGCCCUUUGGUGCCUUGAUUGCCGCUUUGGUCACCUGGGCUCCUUACAUGUCUAUGCAAAACAACAACUGGGCUUGGAGAAUUCCUUCUUUGAUCCAGUUGGCUCUUCCUUGUGUCCAAAUCGUUCUUGCUUUUUUCGGUCCUGAGAGUCCUCGUUAUUUGAUUUCUAUUGGUCGUGAAUCUGAAGCCAGAGACUUCUUCAUCAAGUACCACGCUUUUGGCGAUGCCACUCACCCUAUUGUCGAGUACGAGAUGGCUGAGAUCACUGCUGCUAUCGAGGAAGAGAAAUUGAACAAGGUCGGUUCUUGGUUGACUUGGUUCAGUUCCAGAUCUUUCAUCCACAUCUUCUGUUUGUGUAUCAUCGUCCCCUCUUUCCAACAAUUGGCCGGUAACUCUGUCAUUUCGGUAAGUAUUUUUUUACCUCCUCCACAUGUGCUUGGGGGCACAUACCUUCCCCCCACUCUGCACAGAUAUGCAUACUGUACUGCAAUGCUUGCCCCGCUUGAUCUGUUUAACCGGAUCAAUUAUCGUGAUCUUUAUUUUUUUUUCGAAUGA
Messenger RNA from Sugiyamaella lignohabitans, 1095 nucleotides. RefSeq names its product hexose transporter HXT11 (gene HXT11). Lineage: Eukaryota; Fungi; Ascomycota; Dipodascomycetes; Dipodascales; Trichomonascaceae. Gene Ontology annotation, cellular component: membrane. The transcript has a single exon. Gene Ontology annotation, biological process: transmembrane transport; carbohydrate transport. Bases 1 to 1095 code for a protein of 364 amino acids. Gene Ontology annotation, molecular function: carbohydrate:proton symporter activity. The record is from RefSeq and is a predicted model, not a curated record.